Messenger RNA from Durusdinium trenchii, 324 nucleotides. Lineage: Eukaryota; Dinophyceae; Suessiales; Symbiodiniaceae. The record is from the annotation of a GenBank genome assembly.
AUGUUCUGUUUCCUCCUGAUCCUGCUGCUGGACUUAGCGCUGGUACCGUUCGUGGCGACGUUCCUUUUGGCUGCAGUUUCCACCUGCUUGGUAGAUCGGGGUGUGGUGAACAGCUUGCUCGAGGAGUUUCCCAAUCACGACGCUCCGGUUCAGGCGCAGCCUGCGGCCGCGGCCAAGAUCACCAUUAACUCGGAGCCCUCGGUGGUUGAGGAGCCACACCCAUCGCUGCUGAGAAGUCCAAGCAAAGAUAGCAAAGAGCAAAACAAGGUCCAUGGUGGGGGCCAAGUCCUAUCGGUGUUGCCAGGCAUGAACGAGGAGGCAUGA